ACUAGGCCAACAGACGAACUUCAACUUGCUUUUUGCACCAGCAGUGGAUAUCCACGGCAUACCCUUCCCAGCUGCAAACAUGUCCGGCAACGUGGUCAAGGCAUUUGUCACCACCGGCGCUGUUAUCAAAGGUGCCAAAUCCCUUACCCUUGGUGUUGCAACCCAGACAUCUUUUUGGAACCGACCCGAGUCAGCCAUCACCGAGAGCAUGAAAUCAGGAUUCAAAGCAGCCGUGGAAAGGGACACUAGGGCAUUGCCUGCAGAAGCCGACAAAAUUGUGAUGCGCGAACCUGAGCAUGGAGAUGACAACCACUACACUGCCGUCCUCCUCGAUGCUGACGGCAAUUACCUUGAAUCUCGGCACUACUAGGUUAUGGAGCAAUAGGCGAGGCAAAGUGCUUUGGAUGAUUGGAGAUAGUUGAGAGUUGGAAUGAAAGAACGCUCGUUUAUUGGCGCAU
Messenger RNA from Thermothielavioides terrestris NRRL 8126, 458 nucleotides. RefSeq lists its product as uncharacterized. The transcript has 2 exons. Lineage: Eukaryota; Fungi; Ascomycota; Sordariomycetes; Sordariales; Chaetomiaceae. Bases 80 to 370 code for a protein of 96 amino acids. The record is from RefSeq and is a predicted model, not a curated record.